This is a messenger RNA of Schistosoma mattheei, 1047 nucleotides long. NCBI's taxonomy places the organism in Eukaryota, Metazoa, Platyhelminthes, Trematoda, Strigeidida, Schistosomatidae. The record is from the annotation of a GenBank genome assembly.
AUGAAUCUAUUCCAACCAUUAUUGAAUGAAAAAGAAGUUCAAACAGAUGAAGAAAUUAUUGAAAAUCAAUUGGUGAAUUUAAUCAAUUUGAUAUGUUCUAAUCAACGUUGGUUAAACAAGAAAAAAAAAGUGAAUACCGUACGUAGUCUGCUGAAAAAAUACUGUUUUACCUCAAUGUUCAACAGAUUAUCAUCAUUACUAAUAAAAACAUUAAGAACUUUAAUAUUGCAAUCAUUCACCUUGUUAACAUCAUCAACAUCAUCAUCAUCCUCAUCAUUAUCUAUAUCAAACGAAUUGCUUAUUAUUGGUGCUGGUCAAAUGAGAACUGGUACAACUAGUUUAAAAUUUGCACUUCAAUUAUUAUUUAAUCAACCAUGUUAUCAUAUGUAUGAUGUAAUUUAUAAAUAUCAAGAAUCACAUAUUAAAAAAUGGAUUAAUAUAUUUAAUAUGCAUCAGAAAUGUGUUAAUAUUGAAAAAGUUAAUUGGAAUGAUAUAUUCAAUGAGUGUAAAUUUGCUGUGGAUUAUCCAACAUGUGUAUUUUAUAAAGAAUUAAUGAAUAUUUAUCCAAAUGCCAAGGUUAUUUUAACAAUUCGUGAUGCUGAUUCAUGGAUUUCAAGUUGUCGAGCAACAACUGCUUCUGAUAUGGUUAUGACUAAACAUAUCACAUUUACUGAAAAUAUUAUUUAUCGUUUACGUGGAUUGAAAAGUUUACCAAUAUUACAUGAUAAAAUGUACACUAAAGCAUUUGGUUCAAAUUAUGAUCAAAUGACAGAUGAUGAAUUGAAAAAUGCUUUUAUUAAAUGGAAUCAAGAGAUUAUCAAUUAUGUUCCAAAAGAUCGUUUAUUAAUUUUUGAUCCUAAUGAUGGAUGGAAACCUUUAUGUGAAUUUUUAAAUAUUCCUAUUCCUGAAAAUAUUCCAUUUCCUCAUUUGAAUAAACGAAUAGAUUUAAGGAAUAGAUUAUUAAAAUAUCGAUUUUUAGCACAAUUUUUAAAUUUUUCAUUCAUUAUUUCAUUUUUAUGGUUUAUUCAUUAUAUGAUUACAUCUUAA